Messenger RNA from Jaculus jaculus (lesser Egyptian jerboa), 2348 nucleotides. RefSeq names its product cyclin T1 (gene Ccnt1). NCBI's taxonomy places the organism in Eukaryota, Metazoa, Chordata, Mammalia, Rodentia, Dipodidae. Gene Ontology annotation, molecular function: cyclin-dependent protein serine/threonine kinase activator activity. The coding region runs from base 121 to 2301 and encodes 726 amino acids. The transcript is spliced from 9 exons. Gene Ontology annotation, cellular component: nucleus; cyclin/CDK positive transcription elongation factor complex. The record is from RefSeq and is a predicted model, not a curated record. Gene Ontology annotation, biological process: positive regulation of DNA-templated transcription, elongation; regulation of transcription by RNA polymerase II.
UCGGCUCGGGGCGGAAGUUCGUCACGUCGCAGUGGUCCCGGCACAGCGGAUGUGUGUCGCCGCUUCGGUGACGCCGGGAAGCGCUUGCACCCUCCGCCGCUGCCUUUUGGGUUAAGCACUAUGGAGGGAGAGAGGAAGAGCAACAACAAGCGGUGGUAUUUUACUCGAGAACAGCUGGAAAACAGCCCGUCCCGUCGUUUUGGCAUGGACCCAGAUAAAGAACUUUCCAAUCGCCAGCAGGCGGCCAAUCUCCUCCAGGAAAUGGGGCAGCGUCUCAAUGUUUCACAAUUGACUAUCAACACUGCUAUAGUAUACAUGCAUCGAUUCUACAUGAUUCAGUCUUUUACACAGUUUCAUCGAAAUACUGUGGCACCAGCAGCUUUGUUUCUGGCAGCUAAGGUAGAGGAACAGCCCAAAAAAUUAGAACACGUCAUCAAGGUAGCACAUACUUGUCUCCAUCCACAAGACUCACUUCCUGACAUUAGGAGUGAGGCUUACCUACAACAAGUUCAAGAUUUGGUGAUCUUAGAGAGCAUAAUUUUGCAGACUUUAGGGUUUGAAUUAACAAUUGAUCAUCCACAUACACACGUUGUAAAAUGCACCCAACUUGUUCGAGCAAGCAAGGAUUUAGCACAGACGUCUUACUUCAUGGCCACCAACAGCCUGCAUUUGACCACAUUUAGCCUGCAGUACACACCUCCUGUGGUGGCCUGUGUCUGCAUCCAUCUGGCUUGCAAGUGGUCCAACUGGGAGAUCCCAGUCUCAACUGACGGGAAGCACUGGUGGGAGUAUGUUGACGCCACUGUGACCUUGGAACUUUUAGAUGAAUUGACACAUGAAUUUCUACAAAUUCUGGAGAAAACUCCCAGCAGGCUCAAACGCAUUAGGAAUUGGAGGGCAUGCCAGGCUGCCGGGAAGUCAAAACCAGAUGACCGGGGAACAGAUGAAAACACUUCAGAACAGACAAUUCUCAAUAUGAUUUCCCAAAGCUCUUCAGACACAACUAUUGCAGGUUUAAUGAGUAUGUCAACUUCUUCCACCACAAGUGCAGUGCCUUCCCAUCCAGUCCCUAAAGAGUCAUCAAGUAACUUAACCAGUGUGGAAAUGCUGCAAGGCGAGCGUUGGCUGUCCUCCCAACCUCCUUUUAAACUGGAACCUGCUCAGAGUCAUCGGACUAGUGAGAAUAUAGCACUUACAGGAGCUGAUCAUUCCUCACAUCACGAUGGUUCAAGUGCAUUUGGUUCCCAGAAGCAGACUAGUAAGAGUGCACCAUCAGCUAAAGUUUCCCUUAAAGAAUACCGUGCAAAGCAUGCAGAGGAGUUGGCUGCCCAGAAGAGGCAACUGGAGAACAUGGAAGCCAAUGUGAAAUCACAGUAUGCAUAUGCAGCUCAGAAUCUCUUAUCACACCAUGACAGCCAUUCUUCAGUCAUUCUGAAAAUGCCUCUAGAGAGCUCAGAAAACCCUGAAAGACCUUUUCUGGAAAAGAGUGACAAAUCAUCUCACAAGAUGAGACUCCCAAUGGCUGGUGGAGAUAAAGUUACCUCUUCAAAAUCGGAUGAGAUAAAAAUGCGCAUUAAAGUCCAUGCUGGGGCAGAUAAGCACAAUUUUGUAGAGGACAGCAUCUCAAAGAACCGUGAGCACAAAGAAAAGCACAAGACUCACCUGUCCAAUCACCACCACCACCAUAAUCACCAUUCACACAAGCACUCUCACUCACAGCUGCCAGUUGGUACAGUGAACAAACGUCCAGGAGAGUCAAAACAUGGCAGCCAGACAAGCUCCUUAGCACACAAAACCUACAGCUUGUCUAAUUCCCUGACCUCUUCGAGCUCUACGCGUAAAAGGGGUCCCCCUGAAGAGACUGGAGGGACAGUAUUUGAUCAUCCAGCUAAAAUUGCCAAGAGUACUAAGUCUUCUUCCUUAAAUUUCCCCUUCCCUCCUCUUCCUCCAAUGGCCCAGUUGCCAGGGCAUAGCUCAGACACAAGUGGCCUUCCUUUUUCACAGCCCAGCUGUAAACCUCGAGUUCCUCAUAUGAAACUGGAUAAAGGCCCUGCUGGGGCCAAUGGUCACAAUACAACCCAGUCAAUAGAUUAUCAGGAUACUGUGAAUAUGCUUCAUUCUCUGCUCAGUGCCCAAGGUGUUCAGCCCACUCAGCCCCCUGCAUUUGAAUUUGUCCAUUCUUACGGUGAAUAUAUGAAUCCACGAGCUAGUGGGAUCUCCAGAUCUGGUAAUACAGAUAAACCUCGGCCCCCACCUCUGCCGUCAGAACCCCCUCCACCACUUCCACCUCUUCCUAAGUGAAAAAGAAAGGAGGAAAAAAUUCAAAACACAGUGGCUUUUUUUUUUUU